CCAGCUCCUCUGCCAACGGGGGUGACGGCGACCUCUGGGGAACCCAUCACCACGGACAACACGGUAAUACUGUCUGACUCAUCUCCCCAGGUAGUUAGCCUCCCCCUCCCCCCUGCCCCAAAAACUGGACAAGGUCCAGUCCAGAGACAACUGACUUUUGGCCCAGCAGUAGCUGCCACACCAGCACCUGCACUCACACGCCGCCCCACUAGACACAUCAACACACAGAGGAAAAUGAAGGAGUGGUGCCUGACGGCCAGAAGGAAAUGGCUCAUUAUUGGUGACUCAAAUGUGGCCAGAUUUCCACCUUUUCAGUGCCCAGACUUACAGGUGGACAGCUUUCCUGGAGCCACCUUCAGGCAUGCAGAAGCCAUCCUGGCCAGAACCAACAUUUGCACCAUGGUCCAAAAACUAAUCCUCUCUUUUGGUAUCAAUAACAGGGCCCAAAACAUACAAAACACCACCAUCAAGCAGCUACAGAGAGCAGUCAGGAUGGCAAAACUGGCAUUCCCUCGGGCCACAGUCAUGGUGCCGGAGAUUAACUUCUCCAGAACCCUGCCUCAGCCAGACCAGGACAACCUCAGAGAGCUGAAUCUCUACAUCACCACCAACCAGCCCUUUCUCCCUGCACUCUCGGGGAGGGACUUUGCCACGGAGAGAGAUGGCAUCCACUGGUCCCGCUCCACGGCCAAGCGGAUGCUGGACCACUGGCUGGACUCUUUAAAGUAAUUAACCCCGUGAACUCACUACCUCAGACGGGGGGUAAGAAUGUGAUUAAUUUGUCUAAAUGUUUUAUUUUGUCUGCAGCCCAGUUUGCUCUACUCAGCAGGGGACUGAACUUCAUCCCGACAACCAGCAGCAACCCAAAUUUCAAAAAACAAAUUCGAUUCGACAUACAGCAGUAUCACAGACGACUUAAACUAGCGACCUACUUUGAACACAAACCUGACACACAACCACCACUUUUCACUCCCAAGUCCCAGUGGGUCCCUCCUAAGGGUAAGUUACCUCCAGACAUUGACACACUCAUCC
Messenger RNA from Micropterus dolomieu (smallmouth bass), 1032 nucleotides. RefSeq lists its product as uncharacterized. The record is from RefSeq and is a predicted model, not a curated record. Lineage: Eukaryota; Metazoa; Chordata; Actinopteri; Centrarchiformes; Centrarchidae.